Molecule: messenger RNA, 2558 nt
Organism: Zophobas morio
Lineage: Eukaryota; Metazoa; Arthropoda; Insecta; Coleoptera; Tenebrionidae
Product: orexin/Hypocretin receptor type 1
Exons: 7
Coding region: 152-1498 (448 amino acids)
Biological process (GO): neuropeptide signaling pathway
Cellular component (GO): plasma membrane
Molecular function (GO): neuropeptide receptor activity
Source: RefSeq, a predicted model, not a curated record
UAUACGCUCCUGCUGUCCGUAACGCACUUAUAACUCGCCAGAGCUUGAAAGUUGUGCCGCAAGUCCUGCGAUAAGCGCGAGCUUUCGAGUGCACAGUGAAAGUGAAAAUGUGAAAACGGACAACUUGUAGAAACUUCAGACGAUAGCAGCGAUGGAGGGAGACAAUUAUACACAAGACGUCGAAAACGACGUCCCGCCGCAUGUUUGGGCAUUUAUUCACGAAUUUCUGCUGGGACAGGCGAAUCCGAAGUUAGAUUUGCGGAAACCGCACUUCAGACCUUCGGUGGCCACUAGCUACCCUUUUAUCUUGUUUAUGUAUUCGUUGCUCAUUGUGACCGGAGUGGCGUUAAACUUGUCAGUUUUUAUUCACAUCGUCCGAAACAAGCUGUACAAUGAUGUCACCUGCAGUUUUGUUCUCAACAAUGUCAUUAGCGAUAUUGUCAAAUGCGUGGUGGUGUUGCCGAUAACGUUGUACGUUUUGUUGAUAAACAACUGGAUUCUGGGCGAGCUGCUGUGUUCGUUCUUGCCGAUGUUACAGGACAUUCCGAUGCAUACAACGACUUUAACGUUCCUGUUAAUGGCGUGGGACAGAUUGCGUUUCAUUAGACACCCAACGAAAGCUCGUUUGCCGGCAUUCGUCUGCAUUAUUGGGACAUGGUUAGCAUCUGUCUGUUUGGUAUUGCCGUACCCUAUUUACAUCAUUUACAUCGAUCUAGGGAAAUAUGUUCCUUCUUUGGACGGCGUGGGCAUUUGUCUUAUCAAUCUAGCCGACGACAUGCAGGAAUAUAUGCGAGGAAUUUUCCUAAUUAUGUAUGCCGCUCCUCUCGCCACUAUUUCUUACUUAUACGUAAGAGUUUCGCAAGAAUUGCAGAGUCAACAGAGCUCCCUGACUGACAUAAAAUUCGAAAACCGGAGCAGGGAAGGACGUUCCAGGACCGAUUCGCACUCGACGACAACGGAUUUCCGGAGCAGCCGCGGAGAUUGUGACCGCUCCAGCCAAUACAGCCGCAACAGUUACAGGGAUCACGAAAACGGCCGUAUAAGAUACAACACCGACGAACCGGAACUGGAUCUGGCAAAGGAGAAAAGGACGCAGCGCUAUCUGGUGCCGAUGGUGACUCUGUAUGCGAUUUAUUUAUGCCCGCUGAUGAUCCUUCGUCUGGCUCGAUUAGUCCUCCCGGAAACGUACGACAACAACAAAAACUUUGACAUUUCGUAUACUAUGUUCGUGUGGGUGGCCUUCGCGCCCACCUGUUCCACUCCGGUUCUUUACGCCUUCUGGCAGAUGAAUAGAUCUUCAAAGGAGCGUUUGUUGGGUUACUUCCGACUCAGCAAUCGGAAGUUGAGACAGUCGUGUGAAACGGUAAUAACAGCAGCUGGAACACCGGCGGUGCCGAGGGCCAAAUGUAGCCACGUUGGGGUUGAUUCGAUCGUACCACAGGUGGACGACGGCCAUUCGGACAACAACAGUUUCCAGCAGGAUUUUGCUUCGUCCUGAUGACAUAAAGGAAGGCAUUAUUCCAGGGCAAGUUCCUAUCUCUUCCGAGUGGAGCAAUUGAUUUGAAGCAGCUCCAUUAAAAAAACGACAGCACCCUUUUGUGGAGGAUUUUAUUACAUUUGAGUGUAAAACCUUGACGUAAUUAAAUGGCACGAUCCUACUAAAUGUGAAUUUUAUUACCCGAAGAAUAAUCGUUGACAGUGGAUUGAGCGGGUGUAUUUUUGUAAUUAUCCAUAUUCAACAUAUUUGUGUGUGGACAUCGGCCACAUCAAUGUUUUUUGUACACACUGUUGCUCAGCAAAAUUAGAUGCCUAGGAGUUUAUUAUAAAGUACCAUUUAAAAUUAUACAGCAUGUGCAUGCCUGUCUGAUAAAACGACGACACAAGUAUAAAGUUGUAGAACAGAAGACCAAAUAUACUACUUAUAAACGCUGUACAUUUUUAUAUACAUAUUUUUGAACUGAAUGUAUGCUUACGUACCAUUGUUACCGUAAGCACGACUAAUAUAUAUGUAUAUAUGCGAAGGUUGAUUUACUUAACAAUAUACGAAUUUUUGAAAAAAUACGUUUAUGCAAAAGAAAUAAAAUUUUAGUAUAACGUGUUUUUAAUUAUAUUGAUAGGUGAAUCGACCAUGGAUUUAAUGCAUAAAAUGUAGUGUAAAUAUACCGUGUUGUUUCAUACCAAAGCAUGUUAACUUGUGUUAAAAACUGCAGUAAAAAUGUUAAAGCGAAAUAGCACACACAACCUGUAUAAAAGACUCUAGGUUUGUUGCAUUUUUACCUCUAGGCUAUUAUUUGACCACUAGAGAUGAAAACUACUUGUAUCUCUUGCAAAAUACUGAGAUUUCAGUGUUCCUUCUACUAUUGUAACAUUUACUUGUAAGUACCUGUGUUAUAUAGAAUUUAACAACCGUACUUUUUUGACUAAAGUCAACAUACGGUGGUGAACGGCUUCAAGCCAUUAAUUUGUGUUGUGAUAUGAUAAAUUUUGUUGCUGCUAUGUAUACUACAGUAUUAUAAUAGACGAUUGUUGUUUAUAAUAAGAUUUAUUUAAAAAUUUAA